AUGAGCACCCCAGCACCAGCAGCCAAGCCUUCCCCCCAGCAGAACGGGACCCCCGAGGUGCACCUGGCCGAGCGCCAGCUGCACGAGAUGUCCAUCGAGGAGCAGAAGGACCUCUACGGCAACGAGGACACGCUCAACAGGUACUUCGUCAACCUCGCCGGCCGCAUCAGGGACUCCGUCGCCACAGGGUACCUCCUUCCAGAGCGCACCUGA
This is a messenger RNA of Huiozyma naganishii CBS 8797, 213 nucleotides long. RefSeq lists its product as uncharacterized. The record is from RefSeq and is a predicted model, not a curated record. Bases 1 to 213 code for a protein of 70 amino acids. The transcript has a single exon. NCBI's taxonomy places the organism in Eukaryota, Fungi, Ascomycota, Saccharomycetes, Saccharomycetales, Saccharomycetaceae.